AUGGAGAAGAGCCUACCGAUCGCAGCGGAGUACGCUCCACCACCAAGAGCUCCACGACAGCAUCAUGGAGCUCGGCGGGCAGUCUUGUUUACUCUCUUGUCUGCUGCCGUCUGCCUGCUGUGGCUCUCCCAGCCAUUGUCCAGCGUGAUCCCAGACUUUGGCCUCUCCAACGAUCGCGCUACCUCCAAAAAGCAAUGCCAGCAAGUGCCUGCCCUUUGGCCCGCCGAAGACAACGACCGUAUCAAGCAAGCCUUUGACUACCUCUUCACACCAGCCUUCGAGAAUGCCUCCAUUGCCCGCCUCUCCGGCGCUGUACAGAUCCGCACCGAAUCCUACGAUGACUUGGGAGAAGUGGGAGAAGACCCUCGUUGGGACGCGUUCUAUAGCUUUCACGAGUACCUGGAGGCUACAUUCCCUCGGAUUCACGACAAGUUGAAGGUGGACAAGGUCAAUACGCAUGGCUUGGUGUACACGUGGGAGGGUUCAGAUGAUAAGAAGAAGCCUGUGGUUUUGAUGGCGCAUCAGGACGUUGUGCCUGUAGACCCUGAUACUGUCGACUCGUGGACAUAUCCUCCAUACAGCGGGCAUUUCGAUGGGAAGAAUGUUUGGGGAAGAGGUGCAUCAGACUGCAAGAACUCGUUGAUUGGCUUGUUGGAGACGGUGGAGCUGCUGCUUGAUGCUGGUUGGGAGCCGAAGAGGACGAUUGUUCUGUCGUUUGGAUUUGACGAGGAGAGCUCUGGAUACCAAGGCGCUGGACAUUUGGCUCCGUUCUUGCUGGAGAGAUACGGUAAGAAUGGCGUUGCCGCGAUCAUUGACGAAGGUAUGGGAUACACCAAGUCCUUUGGACAAGGAUACGCUGUGCCUGGCGUAGGUGAGAAGGGCUACACGGAUAUUUCUGUUGUGGUGAGGACGCCUGGAGGGCAUUCAUCCAUUCCACCGGAUCACACCAGCAUUGGCAUCCUCAGCGAGCUCAUCUCCGCUAUCGAGGCACACCAGUACCCAACCUACCUUGUGGACGAGAACCCAUACCUUGGCUUCCUGCAAUGCGGCGCCGAGUACGCACCACAGUUUCCCAAAAAGCUGAAGAAGCUUCUCGGACAGCGCGAAAGUUCCAACAAGAAAAAGCACUGUAAGCAUGCAGACCAGUUGGCACAAGAGGCGGCAAAGAUCAGCAGGGAGGCCAAGUACCUCAUGCAGACUUCUCAAGCGGUUGAUAUCAUCGGUGGCGGCACCAAGGUCAAUGCCCUCCCAGAAAACGCUGCUGCUACCGUGAACCACCGCAUCAACAUUGGUGACGAUCCAGAUGUUGUUGCCAAACACAUCAGCGCUGUGGCCAAGCCAAUUGCUGAGAAGUACAACCUCACUCUCCACGCCUUCGACGGAGAGAAAUCCGGCUACAACGCCAUCUCACUUUCUCACAAGAAGAACACCCUCGAUGUCGCUCCAGUCACGCCGACAGACAUUGACCGUGUGACACCCUUCUCCAUCGUCGCCGGUACCAUCCGCGCUCUCUACGGUGAGGACACCCUGGUGGCACCGGCUUUGAUGAGCGGCAACACGGAUACUCGAUACUACUGGGACUUGACGAGGAACAUCUUCCGUUUUGGACCGGGAUACGUCAAUGAGGAGGAAUACGGCAUGGGCAAUGUGCACACGGUGAAUGAGAAGAUCUCUGCCACAAACCACUUCAAGGUCGUCAGGUGGUUCACACUGUGGCUGAGGAACGUCGAUGAUGCGGAUCUCGAGGCGGUGGAGUAG
Molecule: messenger RNA, 1758 nt
Organism: Zasmidium cellare ATCC 36951
Lineage: Eukaryota; Fungi; Ascomycota; Dothideomycetes; Mycosphaerellales; Mycosphaerellaceae
Exons: 2
Coding region: 1-1758 (585 amino acids)
Cellular component (GO): fungal-type vacuole lumen
Molecular function (GO): metallocarboxypeptidase activity
Source: RefSeq, a predicted model, not a curated record